AUGCUAUACACAGCUGUUUUGCUGUAAAUUUGACAUUUCGAUUUUUCACUAAAAUACGACGAAAAUGUGCUGCUGCUGAGGAAUUUGAUUUAUUUAUUUUGUUAUUCGGCGUUUAUUUACAAAAUAAGUUAGCGCCCUAGGUCAUAAGCAGUGGAUUUGCUGACCGAAUAGACGUUGUGUUUGCCUGGUGCACAUACUAGAGGAUUCGCGUCUGGUUAACGAUUUGCUCAUUCCCUUAUAACUUGAGAUCCUUUGAGGGUGUAUAUCCUUUGAGUUUUGAUAUACACAAAGAUGGAGCGCAAUCCUAGAGAGAGAAUACGCCAUCCGCCUGGCCUACGCGGCCGUGCGAUUGGCCUCUUUUACCGUAAUCUAUCGAAGAGGAAGCGUCCUAAGCCGGAAACGCCAGCUAUUCGACUGGGACCGUGCGUGAGUGUGCCACAAACUGUGCUGGCGAAGGUGGAAGAAAGCUUACGGAAAUUUGAGCAAAGUUGCGAAGAUGAGCAAGUUUUGAAAGAUUUUGAAGCACAAUUUCGACAUUUACUGUGCGCCGAUUUUGAGGAAUUCAUUUUGAGUACAAAAUCGUCCAACUAUGAACUGAUGAACAAUGAAUUACAGAAUCAACGCUACAAAUCGGAGGUUUUGGCCAAGGAACGUGAUACAGACUUUCAGCAACGAUAUGAGCAGCGCCUCAAAUUGCCCGCCAUGAAGCAAAAUGAACGUAUAUUGGAAGCGAUCAAGGCAAAUCAAGUAUUGCUGAUCGUUGGCAGUACGGGUUGUGGUAAGACUACGCAGGUGCCACAACUAAUUUUGGAUGAUUACAUCUUCAAUAAUCGUGGCUCACAGUGUCAUGUGGUGUGCACGCAGCCGCGUCGUAUUUCGGCGGUUACGGUUGCUGAGCGCGUGGCCUACGAAAGGUUGGAGAAAUUGGGCGUAUCGGUGGGCUAUCAAAUACGCUUGGAAAGCGAAAUGCCGCGUGAUAGUGGCUCCAUUUUGUAUUGCACCACGGGGGUGCUUUUGCAAAAGUUGCAGUCCGAUCCGCUGAUGAGCGCAGUGAGCGCGGUAAUUAUCGACGAGAUACACGAACGUGGCGUGGAGACCGACUUGUUGUUGGCGUUGUUCAAGUUUAUAUUGCCACAUCGACCCGAAUUGAAGGUUAUACUCAUGAGUGCUACUGUCUCAGAGCACGAAUUCAGCGCUUACUUCAAUAAUUGCUGUACGAUAAACAUUGAAGGCACCAUGUUUCCGGUUAAGGUGAAUUACCUUGAAGAUAUUAUACAAGAAACUGGUUACACACGUUUUCGCAACAAUCCACACGAGUUCGCGAGGAAUAAGCCACGACAUCAAGCCAAUCAACUUGACCGCCAGAGCGCUGCAAAUUUCGAUUACAACGCAAUGAUUGAACCAUAUCUGCGACAUAUCAGAAACCAAUACGAUGCACAGGUGUUACAGGCAUUGCGUUGCACCGACUCGGAGGGUUGCGAGAAUCUACAAUUUCUAGAGCAUUUAAUUUUCUACAUUUGUGAUACAAAACCACCUGGCGCGAUUUUGGUUUUCUUGCCAGGCUACGAUAAGAUCUCCAAAUUGAAUACCAUACUGCAAAAUCCCACCUCACUGGUUGGUCAGCGUUAUUCGCGUAAGAUACAGGUGUAUCCGUUGCAUUCGAUGAUGCCAACCAUGUUCCAAAAGAAUGUGUUCCAACCGCCACCGCCCGGCAUGCGCAAGGUUAUACUCUCCACCACAGUGGCUGAGACUUCCGUCACAAUUGACGAUGUUGUCUAUGUGAUUAACAGCGGACGCAUGAAGACGAAUAAUUAUAAUGUGGAAGCCAAUUUGCAGAUGCUCGAAGAGACUUGGGUGACAAAAGCCAAUACACAGCAACGCAAAGGUCGUGCUGGUCGCGUGCAACCAGGCAUUUGCUAUAAUCUCUUUAGUCGCGCGCGUGAGCGAACAAUGAUCGACCAAAUAGUGCCCGAAAUAUUGCGCUGCAAAUUGGAAUCCACAAUAUUAAAUUUGAAAAUGUUGCAUGUAAAAGAUGUACAUCACUUUUUGAGUACGCUGAUAUCGCCGCCCGACAAGCAGGCUAUUGUAAAUGGCAUUAAUUUGCUGAAACGCAUCAAUGCGCUGGACGUCGAAGGCACGUUAACACCACUGGGAAUGCAUUUGGCACGUUUGCCCGUCGAUCCACAAAUUGGCAAAAUGCUUGUAAUGUCGGCACUGUUUCGCUGCUUGGAUCCUAUCAGCUCGGUAGCUGCGGGACUCUCAUUCAAGUCGCCCUUUUAUGUACCGCUCGGCAAGGAGAAAGAUGUUGAUCGCAUCAGACGUCAUCUCUCGGCCAACCAGCGCAGUGAUCAUCUGAUGAUCGACAAUGUGGUGCUCAAUUAUCGUGAAGCACUGGAGGAUAAUUGUGAACGCGAUUUUUGCUAUAACAACUUUUUAAGUCUCGGCACUCUGCAACAGUUGGAGCAGAUGAAGAAACAAUUUGCUAGUUUACUACGCGCAUCCAGCUUCACAGAUUCUGGCCAUUGCAGUGCCAAAUCUUCAAAUGAAAAUUCCAGGAAUAUUCCUCUAUUACGGGCCAUUAUCGCCGCUGGUCUCUACCCGAAUAUGGCAUUUUUGAGCAAGGUGCGUCGCACUAGAAAUCACGUCAAUGCCAUACAGCAUCUCACCACACCAGAAGAGCGUCGCGUCAAUUUCCACCCCUGCUCGGUGAAUAGCAAUGAGGCCUCAUUUGAUUCUCACUAUUUCGUCUACUUCCAAAAGCAGAAAUCGAGUAGUCUUUAUCUGCUGGAUGCUACCAUGGUCUUUCCCAUGGCCUUAAUCAUAUUUGGUGAUGGUGUCGAGACGGGCUAUACCGAAAAUAAAAUAUUUUACAUUUCAGUAGCACGCACGUACUUCUUCAAGUGUGACCCCGGUACAGCGAAAGUGAUACUGGAGCUGCGCAAACGUUUGGAAUGGCUGAUGCAGAAGCGCGCGCUAAAUCCAUCCCCAAUCCUGCCUAAUAGUAGUGAGGAUUACAUCGUUAAAGCAAUUCAAAUUCUUUUAUCGUUGGAUGAUGUGUACGAUUAUAGCGAUCAAUAUAUGUCAUCCGAUGAAGAACAAAACUGAAAUACUUUUGAAUAGUUUGAGUUGCUUUUUAGAUGGUUUUGUUUGUAUUUAUGAAUUCUACAUACAAAAAUUAAAUUAUGAAUAAAUUUUUUUAGUAAAUGAAUUACUAUUUGCAAGGGCAUUUCUAAAUCUUUAAAAAUAAGUAAACAUUUGUAUUUGCAUGCAUUUCAUGAAUCACAAAUAAAAAUAUAAAACGUC
This is a messenger RNA of Rhagoletis pomonella (apple maggot), 3303 nucleotides long. It is a transcript of the gene Rhau, whose product is annotated as ATP-dependent DNA/RNA helicase DHX36. Bases 292 to 3105 code for a protein of 937 amino acids. The record is from RefSeq and is a predicted model, not a curated record. NCBI's taxonomy places the organism in Eukaryota, Metazoa, Arthropoda, Insecta, Diptera, Tephritidae. The transcript is spliced from 4 exons. Gene Ontology annotation, molecular function: DNA helicase activity; G-quadruplex RNA binding; ATP binding. Gene Ontology annotation, cellular component: intracellular anatomical structure; nucleus; cytoplasm.